This is a messenger RNA of Malus domestica (apple), 426 nucleotides long. The record is from RefSeq and is a predicted model, not a curated record. NCBI's taxonomy places the organism in Eukaryota, Viridiplantae, Streptophyta, Magnoliopsida, Rosales, Rosaceae.
AUGAGAGGUGGUGGAAGAUUUUCUAGUGGACCCAGAUUCCAGAGGCAGAGGAAUUCCGGUGGUGCUGGUGGUUCUGGUGCUCUGUGGUGCCGCCGUUGUAAUUUUCGUCAUCAUGGUAAGUGCAGGAGAGGUGGUGGUGCUUGUUAUACUUGUGGGCAAAUGGGACAUCGGGCUUCUCAAUGUCCCCAGGGUCAGCAGAGACCUCAGCAGACCACUAUGCCACCUCCAACACCGAUUCAGCAGAGCUUUGGACCAGGCAGUUAUGGCCAGUCGGGUCGUGGUGGUGCUUACCACUACCAGGGGGAUGCUGCUUCGUAUGUUUCCGGACCUUAUCAGUAUCCCCAGGAGACUUAUUCUCAGACAGGGUAUUCCCAGGACUUUGGGGGUUAUUCUUCUUAUUCAUCUAUGCCAGCGGGUGGAUCUUAA